Messenger RNA from Chenopodium quinoa (quinoa), 1108 nucleotides. Its product is annotated as auxin-responsive protein SAUR41-like. The record is from RefSeq and is a predicted model, not a curated record. NCBI's taxonomy places the organism in Eukaryota, Viridiplantae, Streptophyta, Magnoliopsida, Caryophyllales, Amaranthaceae. Gene Ontology annotation, biological process: response to auxin. The transcript has a single exon. Bases 359 to 751 code for a protein of 130 amino acids.
UAACAAGAUAACCCAAAAGAUGAGUAUAAUGUAACAAAUUACACCUAAAACAAUAAAAACAAGUAUCAUAAAUCAUAAUCCCCUCAAAGAUUUAGCCCAACAAGUACCAGCUGGGUGUAUCCUGUAGGUCCCCCCUUAAGUAUCCAGCUAAAAUCCCAACACACAUCCCUUUAUUGGGUCCACAUUUUUUUAUUCAACAAAUAAUAAACACAUUAAUAUUAAUAUUAAAAAAAAAAAAUUCUGAUUCUAUAUAUACCCACCUACAACUUUACUCCUUCCUACAUUCUCAUUUUCUCACAAUUCUCAUACACCCAACUUCUCCAUACAUUUUCUCAUCUUCGCCUCCAAAAUAUCAGAAAUGGCCCUUGUGAACAUGGCGAAAGCAGGAAAGCUAACUAAGCUACGGUCAGCAUUGAAAAAGAUGAACUCAUUUAGUAAGCUGCGACGCGAGAGCAGCGUAAACUCUACGCCCGCACCCUCCGAUGACUGCCACGUGUCAUCAACCAACAACAUUGGCAGUGGGCUUCACACAGUGUACGUUGGUAAGUCACUCCGACGUUACCACGUCACAUCUGAGGUGCUUGAUCAUCCGGUCAUUCACGAGCUUGUUGAUAGAUCGGACGGCUGUGAUGAAGAGACCAUAGUAAUUGGUUGUGAAGUCGUUUUAUUUGAACAUUUGUUAUGGAUGUUGCAAAAUAUUGACUCACAAUCUGAGUCUCUAGAAGAUUUGGUUGGCUUAUAUGCUUAUUAAUUUAUUUAUUUAUUUUUAUUUUUUUUAAUAUUUUUUUGAAAUUAAAAAAAAAAAUCCCAUUUAUUUGAAAAUGGGUUUUUUUGGGGUAAGUAGGGGUUUAGAAUGUAUAUUAUGCUUUAUUUAUUUGAUUAUAUUCUUGCUUAAAGCUUUAGGCUGGAUAGAAAAAUUAGAGAUUAAAAAGCUUUAGGCUGGAUAGAAAAAUUAGAAAAAGAAAAAUAAAAUAAGAAAAUCCAGAAGAAUUUUGGAUUUUUUUUAUUAUUAGAGUGAUUAAAGAUUUUUAUUAUUGUAUUGCUACCAUAUUGUAUGCAUUAUUAUUAAUGGUAUCCAAUAUUGAUUAAUUGGAGUAUUUUCAUAUCA